Messenger RNA from Myxocyprinus asiaticus (Chinese sucker), 3201 nucleotides. Its product is annotated as C2 calcium-dependent domain-containing protein 4C. The record is from RefSeq and is a predicted model, not a curated record. The transcript has 2 exons. The coding region runs from base 124 to 1389 and encodes 421 amino acids. NCBI's taxonomy places the organism in Eukaryota, Metazoa, Chordata, Actinopteri, Cypriniformes, Catostomidae.
CAAACACGGACGAACAAUAACAUAUGGAUUGAAGGAAAGACGACUACUUGUGAUUUGUUCCACUGAGACAUCCGGACCACAAACCACUUCACGGUGCACAUCCCUCCCACAUCUCAUCGAGAAAUGUGGCUUCUGGAAAAGAUCCGCGGUUCAGUGGAUGGAAAUGUUCUACGGCAGGGAGAGUCCGCUGUCAAACAGAGCAAAGCCCCCACCUACGGCAAUGUCCUCACUCCCGACAAGAUCCCAGACUUCUUUAUUCCACCAAAACUGGUGUGCUGCCCCCCAGAGGCAGAGACACCAGAGAUGAAGCCAAAAAACGGGCUGCAUGGGUCUGCGUCUGAACAAACCAUAUGCUGCAAGACACCGCAGGGCAGCCCGCGCAGCCCGCGCCUCAUUAACAAGCUGGCUGGAGACACAAAGAACUUGCUCAAAGCGGCAAACCGUCACAUCAUCCAGAUUGAGAGUGCAGAUGACUUGGUGGUUGGCGAAGUGGGCGACCUCAACACAAACGCUGACCCGCAAGCGCAGACAGCCAUGUCGUUGCCCUAUGUACCAAAAGCGCAAACCUCCUACGGUUUCGCCACGCUCAUGGAGAGCCCUCACACGCGUCGUAAAGAGUCCCUCUUCCACAGCGACCCUACAAGCCCACUUACCUCACCCAACACCCAACGCAAGUCUCAGGGUAAUCACUUGAAUCCAAGCGACUGUAAUGUCUCCCACUCCAACCCCUACCGUUACUUUAGCGGAGGUGAGAGCGACACAUGUUCUUCAGCUGAGUCGUCCCCAUUCAACUCCCCGCUACUGUCCCGCUCCGCAUCCCUCCUUAAGAUGUUCACUCACGAGACCCAAGCCAAAGUGUCCCGUGCCAAACGAUCCUUUGCCCGGCACAGUUCACUCUCGACGGAUGAGUGCAGCUCUGUGGAAACCAGCCCGAACAUUCAACGGCACUUCCGUUGUCCUCCUUCCCCGGCACUCCGAGGACGAAAAACUGGAGGCAACAUGGAUCGCUUCACCCAACACACCAUCAACCUCCACAAGGGUGGAACUCUGUGCCUCUGCACAGACUACGAUAUUGACGCCUCCCGACUUCACAUACGCGUGCUGGCUGCCGAGGAUCUCUACGAUAAGCAGUUUGACAUAAAGAGCAUCAACUGUUGUGUUGCCCUGUACCUGAACCCAGGAAAGCUGCAGAAACAGCGGAGCACGAUUAUCAAGAAUAGCCGCAACCCCGUCUUCAACGAGGAUUUCUAUUUUGACUCGCUUCCCAUUGGACAGGUGAAAAACCUGGCCAUCAAGAUGAAGGUGGUCAACAAAGGCACCAGUCUGAAGAGAGACACCCUGCUUGGAGAAAGGGAAGUACCCUUAAAGGAUUUGCUUUCUGGGAUCUAGAGGUCCAGUUUUGUCCACCGAUGCAGUCUUCAUCUAACAGACCAGACAGGGAAUAUCCCAGCUUUGAUUUCCAAGUACUCAAAGUGAAUGGGACAUUCUAUAUUUAAUUUAUUUUAUUCCAGAACUCUCCAACUAACUGUGUGCACCUUCCUUAUUUGUUUACCAGGCUUGAGUACACUUCGUUUUUCUGCGUGCCGUUACUUCUCAUACACAAUCUAGCAUUAUCGCCUUUCAAAGAAUAGGCUGCGUCUGAAUUUGCAAACUUCCCAUAUUAUAGGACACCAAAAGCAGUAUUUCAAUUGAAUAAAGUGUCUGAAUUCCUCAGCCUUCAUAAAACAGUAGGCGAGAAUUACCUGGAUGACCCACUACAUCUGGCGAGAUUCUAAGAUGUCACUGGUGAGACGUCACAUGAAAAAAAUGGCGAAAACCGUAAAUUGGAUUGGCUCUUUUCAACUGCAAGUGCUAUGUAUACCAAGAAACUAUUUUCUUGUGGUUAAAUUGUACUUGUUUAACAAAACCAGAAUAGAUUAUUUUCACUGUAGUUGUAACUACGUCAUAUAUGCAGGUCACAGGACAGUGCCCUAGUUUCGGAAUAAAUGUAUUCAUACUACUCACCUGCAUACAUAAAGAAUGUACUUUUUCAGCAGCUGAGAAGUACGUUCUCAAAUUUAGUACAUAGUCUGACAAUAUGCAAAUUCGGACGUACUCAGCCCAUACGGACGCGUUCGACGCAUGCGCACUACAACUUCUUUGUGAUUCUAGUGAAAUCAACUCCAAAAACAGACUGUCCGCUUGUCUAGAAUAGCUGGUCUGCUCACAGAUAGUCCGUGCACACUGUGGUGAUGACAAAAUUUGUGCACUGUGUGCAAGACAAAGCAGCACGCGUUGAAGUGAAGUAUACUUUGGCCUUAAGAGCAUUUGUAAAAUGUACAGUAUAUGUGAUGGUGUGAAAUCUUGUGUAAAUAAAUUUAGGAGUGUAUAGGUAUGCUCUGAUUGUGUGCAUGUGUUCCCAUGGUUAGUGUUUUCUCUAUGAGUUCAAUUUUUUUAUUUAUUCCAGAGUCCUGCUAAGUCUCACUGUUGGAGACUAUCCACACAACACUUCUUAACAGCACCAGUAUGUUCUUAUUGACCAAGUCUUUAAAGUCACCUAGGGUCAAACGGUAGAUGUUAAUGCAUGCUUCAUCUGCUGUUGGAGCCUUUAAACUUGCAAGAAUGACAUUUUAUUUUAGGUGUUGCUAAAAUAACAGUGUUUCUUUGCCUUGUGCCUGUAUAAUUCCAAUCUCUAGGGUGUGAGACUGAUAUUUUUCUCACUCUAAACUGGACCACUUUUGAGGUUUCUUUCUUUUUGAAUGUUGUAUCUGUGCUGUUUUCAACAAAAAAGGAAAUGCACCCUUCAGCCUUAUCGAAUGACACGCUGCUCACUUUGAGUGACAUGGAACUUUAGUGAAGGCGUGAUUUGUGAUUGGACAGAAUGUAUGACAUCAUAAAAGAUUAUAAUUAUGUAAAUAGAAAGCUUGUCUAAAUCUGCUUUGUAGCUGCGCCUGAAAACACUCACCGGUACUCUUCCUGAUAUAAAAAGUACACUGUAUAGAGAUUGCAAGCCAAAAUAAGAAACUUUUUUUUAUUUUAUAUUUAUGUUUUGUUUAAUUGUCAUCACUCACAAAAAAGUAUAAAAAAGUACCACGGUACCAUGGUAAUACCAUGUUCUUCAAGAACGUGGAAGUGCCAUGUAAAUAACCAUAGUUCAUGUGGUAUAUAUCAUGUUAUACAUAGAUCAGUUGGGUAUAUAUCAAGAUAAGUAUUACCAUCUGA